GGCCGCGCCUCGAGAGGCGGCUGCAGCGGCUCCAGCGGCGGCCGAGCGGCCGAGCCCGGGCUGGGAGACACGAUGCGCCGCGUCCUCCGGCUGCUUCUCGGCUGCUUCCUCACCGAGCUGUGCGCCCGCGUGUGCCGGGCGCAGGAGCGAGCGGGGCACGGGCAGCUGGCACAGCUGGGAGGCGUGCUGGUGCUGGCGGGGGGCAACCGCUCCGGGGCCGCCUCCGGAGAGGCUGGCGAGGGCGCGGGGGUCUCGGACGCGCCCCCGACCCGGGCGCCCACGCCAGACUUCUGCCGGGGCUACUUCGAUGUCAUGGGCCAGUGGGACCCGCCGUUCAACUGCAGCUCGGGCGACUUCAUCUUCUGCUGCGGGACUUGUGGCUUCCGGUUCUGCUGCACGUUUAAGAAGCGGCGACUGAACCAGAGCACCUGCACCAACUACGACACUCCGCUCUGGCUCAACACGGGCAAGCCCCCCGCGCGCAAGGACGACCCCCUGCACGACCCCACCAAGGACAAGACCAACCUGAUCGUUUACAUCAUCUGCGGGGUGGUGGCCGUCAUGGUUCUCGUGGGCAUCUUCACCAAGCUGGGGCUGGAGAAAGCGCACCGGCCCCAAAGGGAACACAUGUCCAGGGCCCUCGCGGAUGUCAUGAGGCCACAGGGCCACUGCAACACUGACCACAUGGAGAGAGACCUCAACAUCGUGGUCCAUGUCCAGCAUUACGAGAACAUGGACACCAGAACCCCCAUAAAUAAUCUUCACACCACCCAGAUGAACAACGCAGUGCCCACCUCCCCUUUGCUCCAGCAGAUGGGCCAUCCACAUUCUUACCCCAACCUGGGCCAGAUCUCCAACCCCUACGAACAGCAGCCACCGGGCAAAGAGCUCAACAAGUAUGCCUCCUUGAAGGCCGUCGCCGACAAGGUCAAUGACGACUUCUACUCCAAGCGACGGCAUCUGGCAGAGCUGGCCUCCAAGGGGAACCUACCUCUGCACCCUGUAAGGGUGGAGGACGAGCCACGGGCCUUCAGUCCUGAGCACGGCCCUGCCAAGCAGAACGGACAGAAGUCCCGCACCAACAAGAUGCCCCCACAUCCCCUGGCCUACAACUCCACCACCAACUUCAAGGGUUGGGACCCCAACGAGCAGUCCCUCCGGCGGCAGGCUUACGGCAACAAGGGCAAGCUUGGCACGGCUGAGUCGGGCUCCAGUGACCCCUUGGGAACUCGCACCCAGCACUACCCGCCCCCACAGCCAUACUUCAUCACCAACAGCAAAACAGAAGUGACUGUCUGAGCUUUCACUGCAGGGAGCAUCCUGGAGACCACACGCGACUGAGAGAGGCAAAAAAUAUCCCGGCCCACACCCUCCCUGUCCUCCCCCACACGCCCACCCACACACUCACUCUCCACACCAACCUACCAGUGGCACGGAAUCACGCUUGUCCUGGGUCAUGCCUAACACGUGUCGGCAGGCAGCUGAGCAAGACCGAAGCAUGGACGUUCAGCAAUACAGCAAAGGGGAGACUGAGGCACACUCUUUCGACUUCAGGCCCAAGGUGGCAGAGUCACAUGCCCAAACCAGGGGGCUAAUUUUCCUUUCCUCCUACCUUGAAACUGAAAUCCAUGAUGAAAAACAAAAAAGUAGCACAAUUUAGAGAAAUUGCCCAUUUGAGCACAUAUACCAUUGGCCACGGGCUGUCUGUGUCGGGGUGACAGAGCCGGGGCGGGAAGUGGGGGUAGAGAAUGAGGGUGGACACAGGAGAAAAGUGUCCUUGAGAAGAGGAGUCAUUUGGGGAGAAAUCUGUGCACAUUAUAAGCAUUUUCUAAUCCCAAGAAGUGGUGAAGGUGACAUGGACACAAAUUUUGAUGAGCAUGAGCAGUAACUGGACCCAACCAUUCUAUUUAUAGAACUUUUUCAUAUCAUCAAUGUUGGAAGCAAAAAACAACACACACUCAAACUCACACACAAAAAAUAGACCCUGAACCCACGGACACUGAUGGGAAAGAAAGAACAUUUUCGAGAACUCCCAUAAAGACCAUGAUCAUGGAAAUGGGAGGGACGGGCUUUUAUGGUGGGGAGAGGGUCCAGAGAGUCUUAAAUAACUUUUUUUAAAAAAGAAAAAUAAAAUGUAAGCCCGCUAAAAAACAGACAAGAACGGCAAAUUAAUUUUUGUCCAAAAUCUUCAAGACUUAGGAAAUCAACAGUGACAUCAAGAACAAUAAAAAGAAAAAUCACAGUUGAAAAGUUGACAAGAGGUGAGAGGGGGACCCAGAGCUUCUGAUUUCUGGUGUUUUCCCCUUGCCUCCAAGAUAAGACAGAAACACAGAAACUAGUCCUCUAUUAACUGUCUAUUCCCGACUCCCCCUUCAGCCCGCUGCCGCUGCCGCCAAAUUUCAACUGCUUUGGACUGAAAAUGUCAUAAGCGUGGGUGGUGCCUUCAAUGUGUUACUGUUUAAUGACAGUCUUGUUUCUUAAGUGCAACCUGUGUUCUUUUUGCCUUCCUCCCUCCUGUUUUUCUGCAGUAGUAGAAGAUGUUUCCAUCCUCCCUUCGUUGGUGAGCCCACCCUAUCACACCCUCUGAGGGGGCUGCUGCAAUGCCAGGGGUACCUAAAGAUGAAGACCUCCCACACUGUCAAAAAUCCAUGAGUCCUACCAUUUUCUAGCUCCCCAAACCUAUCACGCAUUUCUGGGUCCCGUAUCCCACGAUCCCUCCAAACCACUUCCCCAGAUACUAAAAUGCAUUCAUUGCCCAUCCAGAAU
This is a messenger RNA of Ceratotherium simum simum (southern white rhinoceros), 2766 nucleotides long. RefSeq names its product shisa family member 9 (gene SHISA9). The record is from RefSeq and is a predicted model, not a curated record. Gene Ontology annotation, biological process: regulation of AMPA receptor activity; regulation of short-term neuronal synaptic plasticity. Gene Ontology annotation, cellular component: AMPA glutamate receptor complex; postsynaptic membrane; dendritic spine membrane. Lineage: Eukaryota; Metazoa; Chordata; Mammalia; Perissodactyla; Rhinocerotidae.